AUGGUCGACAGUGAUCCUGCUGUUAUGCCUCGAAAACCUCCCCUUCCGUAUCAUGUCAAGGCUCGGCUACACCAGACCCCUCGGGUUUGGUAUGAGAACGUCAACGCUUUUCCCAAGCAGGGGCAUACAAUUGAAAGAACUCGAGCGGCAAGUGCACUGUUGGUGACUCACGGAUCUAGUGGUGGUUUGCGCUUGCGGGGCCUUGACGAGCCUGAUUGGACCCUAACCGAAUUGUCGUGUGCGAAAUUCGAAGGAUUCUUGCCAAUGCUAAGUAACCACUUGCCACUUUCUACUUUCCCCUAUAACGAACGUUUAGGAGGGAUGCUAAGGUCGAAAGUUGGACAGCAGAGCCACUUUCGGGCAACGCGAGCCAACAGCUGUCUCGAAUUCAGUAGGUUUAAAGAAGCCCUCUGUUCCCUAGGUUACUCGUUUGCUAAAAAGAAUCCCAGGUUUGUGAAACUAAUCAUAGCAUCGUUCAAGAUAAACAUCGUAGCGAAACGGAGAGUUGGGAGCAUUGCGCCAGAGCCUGAGUCUAUUGAAGAUGAGAUGAACUUCAUACUUGGGCUUAACUUACCACAUGUUCAAGUGGAUAUUCCAUCCUUCAGUGUCGGAUGGUCUAAGGCUGAGGCUCAACGUACCACCUAUUUCGGCGCAUAUUCCAGAGACCCCAAGAGAUUCACCAACAUUUACCCAGUAUCUCCUCGCGUUCAACAUGACCAAUUCGAAUUAUUCGGACACACUCACUUACCGAUAAACAAUAUUUCCAGAUCCCUUAUAUUCCCCUUCUCUAUGCUAACUAUUCCAAGUUUCCCUCGGGCAAGGCUCCCAGUUUUCAACAACCUGAUUUCUCCAGCAAGGGACGUGACGGAUGGUGUGUUCUUACUCGCUUCAGUUUCUGUGUUAGGGUUCGAGUUCAAGUUGUUUGGGUAUGCGGCGAUGUUUCAUGAUGGGAAGUUAUAG
Molecule: messenger RNA, 960 nt
Organism: Lindgomyces ingoldianus
Lineage: Eukaryota; Fungi; Ascomycota; Dothideomycetes; Pleosporales; Lindgomycetaceae
Exons: 10
Coding region: 1-960 (319 amino acids)
Source: RefSeq, a predicted model, not a curated record